Euleptes europaea (tarantolino) is the source of this 2449-nucleotide messenger RNA. It is a transcript of the gene G2E3, whose product is annotated as G2/M-phase specific E3 ubiquitin protein ligase. The record is from RefSeq and is a predicted model, not a curated record. Gene Ontology annotation, molecular function: ubiquitin-protein transferase activity. Gene Ontology annotation, cellular component: nucleus. The transcript is spliced from 16 exons. Lineage: Eukaryota; Metazoa; Chordata; Lepidosauria; Squamata; Sphaerodactylidae. The coding region runs from base 37 to 2298 and encodes 753 amino acids.
AAACUACUGUGAGAUCUUUUGAAGGAGAAAACUAAGAUGAGUGAGAAAAUUAUUGGCUAUCAUGAAAACCUGCCUUGUGACUUCUGUCAACGGACUGAUGACUGUCCUGAAAAAUAUGGGGAAAAAAGGACUUAUGAAGAAUUCAAUCUCUCUGUUCAUUAUUACUGUCUAUUAAUGUCAAGUGGGAUUUGGCAGAAGGGUGAAGAAGAAGAAGGUUUCUAUGGAUUUUUAAUUGAAGACAUCCAAAAGGAAAUAAAUCGAGCUGCAAGACUGAAGUGUAAUAUCUGCAAGAAAAAAGGUGCUUCAAUUGGUUGUGUGGCAUCCAAAUGCAAACGGAGCUACCAUUUCCCUUGUGGAAUAGAAAGAAAGUGCAUUUUCCAAUUCAGGGAAAAUUUUCCGUCAUAUUGUUGGAUACAUCGACCCAUUCAAAAAUGUCCCUCAGACUCUAAAGCGUGUUCUCAGUGUACAAUAUGUUUGGAAUUGGUUGAACAUUCAUCAUCAUACACCAUUUUGACAACUCCAUGCUGUAAAAAUGCCUGGUUUCAUAGAGACUGUUUGCAGCGUCAAGCUCUGAGUGCAGGAGUGUUUUUCUUUAGGUGCCCAGUAUGCAACAAUAAAGAGAAAUUUCAGAAUGAAAUGUUGAGAAUGGGUAUCCAUAUUCCAGAAAAAGAUGCCUCCUGGGAACUGGAAGAGAAUGCAUACCAGGACCUUCUUCAGUGUUACCAGCACUGUGAUAUCAGAAUAUGCAUGUGUAAAAAUGGAAGAGACUACAAUGAGCCUGACAGCAAAUGGGAAAUAAAACGCUGUCAGUGUUGUGGUUCUAGCGGAACCCAUUUGGCAUGUUCUUCAUUAACAUGGGAGCAAAACUGGGAAUGCAUGGAAUGUAGAAGCAUCCUUGCUGCAUCAGAGGGUAACUGCCAGAAGUGGCGAAAACGUUCCUUGACUGUGUCAGAAAAAACAGACAUUGGGGACAACUUGCUUGAAGAUCCAUCGCCCAAAUACCCAAGACAGUCUCCUGGGUCCCAUCUUGGCUUCCUAGUCAGGUCUCCAAAGAAGAUGUGCCACAGUGGUUUGACUCAUUGUUCUCCACUGGAUCUUCCCUCUUCUAACAUAUUGAUGUCCCCAACUUCUUUGGUCAGUCCUUCAGUGAGGAAUCUGUCAAUAAGAAAAAUGCAACUUGGAAUGCAAAAAAACGAAGCCUGCACUCUUCUAAGGGAAUUAAGACCACAGAUUAGUACCAAACCAAUCACAUUAAAUAUUAGUAAGCAAAAUAUCUGGGAUAGCACCUUAAAGAGUUUUCGAAAGCGAAACUUCAAUCCUGCCAAUACUAUCGAAGUAAAUUACAUAAACUGCGAAGGUAAAGUUGAGGUGAAUAUCUGCCAUUCAUCAAAGGAAGAUUUUUUCCAGUCACUGAUGCUCCACCUUCAGAACUCGUCACUCUUUGAAGGCGGUUCUUCGAAGAACUUAUCUUUUGAUUCUCAAGCUCUUAAAGAUGGCUUGUACUAUGAAGCUGGAAGAAUGAUCGCUGUUUCUCUGGUUCAUGGAGGCCCAUCUCCUAGUUUCUUCUCUAAAACCUUGUUUAAUUGCCUUGUUUAUGGCGUGGAGAAUGUGAAACCAACAGUGGAAGAUGUUGCUGAUGUGGAUGUUUUGCAGACAAUAAUGAAGAUAAAAUCUGCAAUGAGUGUGAAUGAUUUAGAAUCGGCAAUAAGUGAUUGUAAUGAAUAUCUCAGCACUGUUGGAUGUUUGAAACAUAUAACAGCUCUGUGUGAUAAGGAUAUGUUGGUGGAUGAGAUACUGGAUUACCAUGUCAUCAAGAGAACACUUGCCCCUUUUGAAAGUUUUAAACAAGGUUUGAGAACUCUUGGUGUUUGGGAAAAAAUGCAGAUGAAUCCUGAUGCAUUCUGUAGCAUAUUGUGUCACAAACCUGAGAAACUGUCAGCAAAACUUCUUGGUGACCUCUUUACAAUCCAUUGUUUAUCAGGCCCCUUCAAAGCCAGAAGUCUUGAAUUCUGGAUGGGUUAUUUACAAGAGACAGAAGAUGGUGAAUCAGCAGUAACUCUGGAAGACAUAUUGUUGUUUGCAACUGGCACCUGCAGUAUUCCAGCCAUUGGGUUUGAACCUGAGCCCACAGUUAAGUUCAAGAAUGUAAAAUACUCUGUUGGAAACAGACAUCUUAACUGUUUAGAGCUUCCAAUAACAAGGUCUUAUGAGAAGUUCAAAAGAAUCAUGGAUUUCACCCUCAGAAGUACUUUAAGAUUAGAAUCAGUAAGUCUGCAGUCGAUGUUGAAAAUUGAGUGAUGGAAGGACGCAAGACAAUUGCCAGCUGCUUCUGGAUAACUUGCAUUUAUUCAUACUUCGCAAGUUUACAACUUGACCAUGGAAAUGGAUUGAUUUCAUUCUUUGCAUUUUGAACUUGGUUUCAAAGUGGUGAGCAAACAAAGCUUUUAAA